AGUAGUAAAUGAAGGACUCCUCCUAACAGCACUAUAUAUAAAUGCCCUCGGACAGGAAGAAGUGGGCAAGAAAGCAAGAAGAGACACAACACAGCAGCAUCACCCGCUUCCCUUGGAGUCUACUGUGCAGUGCAGGUUGUAAGAUGGCGUCGAAUCUGCAAAAGAUCUCUAGUAUAGGUCUGAUUCAAAGUGUAAAGAGUGCCACUCUAAGAUUUGUGACGUCCCAUGACUUCCAGGGCCGGAUCGGAGCAAUCACGUACCCUCAGGAGAUUCCAGGUGGCCAGUGGGCAGAAUUUGUGCACUCCGGCUACGUUGGAAAGCCCCCCGGAUCUAUUGGCGCUGUCGUCUAUCGUUGCCUGAAUCCCUCCGGGAAAGACUGUGAUUGGAUGAUGUCUUGGUCCAACAAAUAUGGGGAUACCUCACGCAAGGUUUAUACUGAGAUCAAUAUACAAGGCCAUUAUGACAAUGAUGCUGUUUGGCCGGAAAUUCUAAAAAAAUUGAACAAGGGUACUAAGCACAGCGAGGCACGCUGGGCGAAGUGGUCAGCCACUGUCGAUGAGGUGCCAAAUGAAGACUGCGAUGAAUUUGUCAUAUUCCAGGGAAUAAUUCAAGCAAACCCGAACGAUUCGACUUAGUCGAUGUUGUGGACUCGGACGUUAGUCAUCAGAAGGCCAUGCAUCGUGCAUGAGAUGUAUGGGUAGCUAGAGAGACUUGGACGUUAGUCAUGGUUGGUCCAAGUUAGAUUUAGUCAAUUUCUGGGGCUGACUAUUUGGCACCUGUGUUUAGUUGGCAUUAGUCCAGGAGGAUUUUUUGCUUCUGUUAGUUUGUUGGUCAUGGGAAGGAUGUGUCCCUGUGUUUAGUUUGUUGUUUGCUUCUGUUAGUUGGCACCUGUGUUUAGUUGGCACCUGUUAGUUUGUUAGUUUGUUUGCUUCUCUUAGUUUGUUAGUUUGCCCAGCUGUAACAACUGGAUCCUAUCUAAAUUAAGGAUCACUUGAAUAAGAUAACCAUAGACUUUGA
This is a messenger RNA of Diospyros lotus (date-plum), 1017 nucleotides long. RefSeq names its product 23 kDa jasmonate-induced protein-like. NCBI's taxonomy places the organism in Eukaryota, Viridiplantae, Streptophyta, Magnoliopsida, Ericales, Ebenaceae. The transcript is spliced from 3 exons. The record is from RefSeq and is a predicted model, not a curated record. Bases 42 to 635 code for a protein of 197 amino acids.